Molecule: messenger RNA, 2909 nt
Organism: Megalops cyprinoides (Indo-Pacific tarpon)
Lineage: Eukaryota; Metazoa; Chordata; Actinopteri; Elopiformes; Megalopidae
Product: zinc finger and BTB domain-containing protein 1-like
Exons: 2
Coding region: 201-1922 (573 amino acids)
Biological process (GO): regulation of transcription by RNA polymerase II
Cellular component (GO): nucleus
Molecular function (GO): RNA polymerase II cis-regulatory region sequence-specific DNA binding; protein binding; DNA-binding transcription factor activity, RNA polymerase II-specific
Source: RefSeq, a predicted model, not a curated record
GAGUGGCUGUGCGGAAGUUGUUUCAGUCGUGCAGCAGGAGGGGUCCGUCUUCGCGAUUAUUCUCGCCAUAACUUUACACUGGCAUAAAAGAAGCAAAGGGCACCGCUCCAGGGCAGACGCAUCCCAUCUGGAGUUUUAGUUGAGCGAGGCUCGGCGCCCCAUAUAGGAGGGACACAGAUACAGCAACCAGACGCCUCGCGAUGGCCAGGCCAAGUCACAGUGAACAUGUCCUACAGCAGCUUAAUAACCAGCGGGAGUGGGGCUUCCUCUGUGACUGCUCCAUUGCCGUGGGAGAUGUGGAUUUCAGGGCCCACAAGGCCGUGCUGGCGGCCUGCAGCUCCUACUUCCGCAUGAUGUUCAUCAAGGAGCAGCGGGUGACAGCGCGCCUCGACCUCAGCAACAUGCCCAUCAGCGCCGAGUGCUUCGACCUCAUCCUGCAGCUCAUGUACCUGGGCCGGACUGUCACCGACACCUGCGAGUUUGAGGAGUUGAGGGUGGCAAUGGCUUACCUGCAGAUGUACUACAUCCCGGACUCCCCAGAGGACCUCAAGGGCGUCCGGGGGACCUGCCUCGCACCCUCUUCCUCAUCGUCGUCCUCCUCCUCCAGCUCGUCCCCAUCCUUGGGCCCGGCGGAGGGGAAGAUGAUGUUCGGGGUGCGGAUGUAUGAGCAGCCUCGGCAGAGCAGUGUGGAAGGGGGUGUAGAGCGCCUCCAGCCCGCCCCUGGCUCUGUGCCCGCCCGGGCAGGCGUGGGCAGGCCCACGGAGGAGGUAGCAGCACCGGCGGCUCCGGCCCUCAUCCCGCUGGUCACCGAAAACAUUGCUGACCGGCCCUGCGACCUACGUAAGAGGCCCCCAGGGCGCAGGGCGGGCGCAAGGGAGCGGCCCCGCUUCGGCCGCACCUACACCUGCGACGACUGCGGCUUCGUCUUCAGCUGUGAGAAGCUGCUCGCCGAGCAUGGGCUCACCUGCACCAACCGGAAGGCUUUCCAGAGCCCUGAGCCUGGGGGCAGGGCCAAGCACACCCCGGGGAAAGCAGAGGGCUCCGUCUCCGACGGGUCCGAGGGCCACAGCGACGGCUGGAAGGGGGGCGGCGACUGGCAUGGCCACUCAUCCGACCUGGCAGAUGCCUUCAGCAAGGAGUCCAGCAACAGGUCGGUGGGGACAGGCACAGGGAAUGGCAUCACCAUCAAAAUGGAGCCAGAAGACAUCUUGGAAUCGGCCAUGGACGGUGUCACGAUCGUCCGGGUGGGAGAGAUCAGAGGAGGGGACCACGCGAGCUAUGAGGAUAUCAUGGGGGACCAGGGCCCGUUCGACCGUGACGAAAAAGAGGGCAUAUCAGCUGGCGAGGGCGCGGGAGGGCGGCGGAUCAAGGAGGAGGACCGGGGCUCGCCAUGCGAGCUGUGCGGAGAGCCCUUGGAGGAGGAGGACCGCUCUGCCCACUACAUCUCCAGCCACAUGGGCCACAUCUGCGCGUGCGGGAGGUGCGGGCAGGUCUUUGUCCGGGGGAGGCAGCUGCAGGAGCAUGCCGAGCGCUGCGGGGACCCCAAGGGCGCGGUGGCGGCCUCGGUGGCGGGAGCCGAUGCCCUCUCAGCGGACCUGGCGGAGGAGGCCCUCCCCUGCCUGAACUGCGGACUGCUCCUGGGGAGCGAGGAGGCGGCGGAGAGACAUGCGGCCCGCUGCCCAGGGCGGGAAGAGGAAGAGGAGGGCGGGCGGGCUGUCCGCCAGAGGCGUGGCUACAGCCUCCACAGGAAGGGCUUCUACCCGCGCAGCCACCCGCGGGAGCAGGGCUGCGCCAGGCGCCUCAUGCGGGAACGUCAGCUCCGCCCCCGCGCCAGCUCACAGCGCAGCGCCGACCGCUACUGUGCCUCCGCCCCAUCUGCGGGUGGGGCGGCCGCCUCCGGCACCACCACGUGCGCCACGUGACCUCACCUGUCGCCGAGGUGUGCUUCCAGGUGCCUCUCCCGGUAGCGCGCACCUUCACCAACACACAGACACUCAGCCACUGCAGGCACGAGGGGCCACUACAGCUCUGAACAAACCAAAGGACCCACAGCACGUGUGUGCUUGCACGUGUGUUUUAUAGGAACCAACCAAAAAUGUGAAAACAUUUCAGUCACCGAAGCAAAAAAAAUAAUCUGUACAACGUACACCUACAAACUGAAUGAACAGCAUAAGGAAUUUGACUUUCUUCAAGGACACUAGUGGGGCUGAACUUACUGAACUUAAAUAUACAUGUUAAGUGUGUCCCAUGUCUACCCAUUGUGCUUCCUGUACAUUCCUCUUGGCACAGGGUGAGUUUUUGUUACAUGGAGGACUGACAGGUGCGAUCUCAAUUUUGAUAAAGGGUACAUAGGUAAAGGAUGAAUUUACCCAUAUGGAUGCUGUUGCAGGAGUAAGGUUUCAUUUAAUUUAUUAGAUAUUUUUGUGUUUGUGAUAGACUGGCUUCAUUUCCCAGGCCCAUUGCUGGGAACCCUGUGUGAAUGAUGGUUUUUCUUGAGCGCUUAAUUCAUUGGGUUUGUUAACUGAAUCUUUAUCAAAGCCCUUCUUUGACCUGCCACAAAUUAUUUGUGAAAAAUACAUGCAAUCAGGGGUGAGUUUGAACUUUUAUUAAAAAUAAAGUUUUUUAUUCAAUAAUUUUUAAAUUAAUAACUGCCCCUCAGACUUGGUGCAGCUGUAUGUUAUGUAUAAAUAUGCAUGUGUACUUGUCAUAGGCCCUCACUUAAUCUGUUCUGACAGUUUGUUGAAAGGGGCUGAAAUGAAUUGAAAUAACUUCAAUAAACACCUCUGCUAGUGUCUCAUGGCCACAAACCCGACAUCUGUAACAAAGAACUAAAAUGCGUGUGUUCAGUUCAGAUCAGCAUUCAGUUAACAGCCUCACGCAAACCUGGUGAACGUCACGCUCGGCUGAAA